CGGUCAUGUCAGUCAGCAUGAUAGAGUCUAUGAAGAAGGGAAGAAGGGAGGGCAGCAACUCCUGCAUUUUGACAUUUACACACUUUACACACAUCUAACCAGUACCUUUAAGUCGUUACCUGAACUCAGCGAUUAGUCGUGGCCAUUGCUUAUUUUAACUUGAUUUUUAUGUGGAGGAGGAGAUGAAAGGGGCUUGUCCAACUCAACUUCAAUUAUGGGAACAGACACCUGCCGCGACCAGGCGCGGCUAACGCGCUAACAUUAGCCGUCAGAGGGAGUUCAAAAGUACAAACCAGCAUACCAGGACGACAUGGAGUGGUGACAGCACACAGGAAACCUGGAUUAUAAAACUUGUUGGGAAUAUCAUCGUAUUCAAACGGAGAUAUUUGAACCUUACGUGUGCUGAUGUAACUAGUUUUGGUGGGAGUUGCUGUAUUUGGGAUCAUGUCUGUGACUGAACUCUACUCUAAGUACACCCGGGUUUGGAUCCCUGACCCAGAAGAUGUCUGGAAGUCGGCUGAAAUCAUCAAGGAUUAUAAAGAGGGAGACCCAGUGCUUAACCUCAAAUUAGAAGAUGAAACGACGUUAGAAUAUUCAAUUGGUCCCAAAGACAAUCCACUUCCAUUUCUUCGGAAUCCUGAUAUUCUGGUAGGAGAGAAUGACCUCACGGCUCUCAGCUACCUCCACGAGCCUGCUGUCCUCCACAACCUCAAGGUCCGAUUCCUCGAGUCCAAUCACAUUUACACUUACUGCGGGAUUGUUCUGGUGGCCAUCAACCCGUAUGAGCAGCUUCAGAUCUAUGGAGAAGAAGUCAUCAAUGCAUACACCGGCCAGAACAUGGGGGACAUGGACCCUCAUAUAUUUGCUGUGGCAGAGGAAGCGUACAAACAGAUGGCCAGAGAUGAAAAGAACCAGUCGAUAAUCGUGAGUGGCGAGUCUGGAGCCGGUAAAACGGUUUCCGCAAAGUACGCCAUGCGCUUCUUCGCCACAGUGGGAGGUUCAGCGAAUGACACCAACGUCGAAGAGAAAGUACUGGCCUCCAGCCCCAUCAUGGAGGCCAUUGGGAAUGCAAAAACCACCCGCAAUGACAACAGCAGCCGCUUCGGGAAAUACAUCCAGAUCGGCUUCGAUAGGAGAUAUUACAUCAUCGGUGCCAACAUGCGAACAUAUCUGCUUGAGAAGUCCAGAGUAGUAUUUCAGGCUGAGGACGAGAGGAACUAUCACAUCUUCUACCAGCUCUGUGCUUCAUCCUCUCUGUCAGAGUUUAAAGAUCUUUCCUUGACCAGCGCAGAAGACUUUACCUACACGUCUCUUGGUGAGAACAUUUUUAUUGAAGGCGUGAAUGACGCUGAGGACCUUGUGAAGACAAGAGAGGCUCUUACAAUGCUUGGUGUGAAAGAGAUCCAUCAAAUGAGCAUCUUUAAGAUAAUUGCCUCCAUCUUGCACCUGGGGAACGUGGGGAUCAUGUCAGAGAGAGAUGGAGAAUCCUGCCAUAUCAAUAGGGACGACACUCAUUUGCAUAAUUUCUGUCGGCUGCUGGGUAUAGAGCAGGAGCAGAUGGAGCACUGGCUGUGCCGCAGGAAGCUGGUGACCACUUCCGAGACCUAUGUGAAGAACAUGUCACAUGCCCAGGCGGUCAAUGCCCGAGAUGCCCUGGCCAAACACAUUUACGCCCAUCUCUUUGACUGGAUCGUGGAGCACAUCAAUAAGGCCUUGCACACCUCCACCAAACAGCACUCCUUCAUCGGUGUGCUGGAUAUCUAUGGGUAAUGCUUUUUCAAAUUGAAUGUAUUUGAUGCAUUUAACUAAUACUGCACAUCAUAUACCCCUCAGCAUGUGUUUAAACUGGAGCAAGAAGAGUAUAUGAAGGAGCAGAUCCCCUGGACGCUUAUAGAUUUCUAUGAUAACCAGCCGUGCAUUGACCUCAUUGAAGCCAAGCUUGGUAUUCUGGACCUUCUUGAUGAAGAGUGUAAGGUGCCUAAAGGAACGGAUCAAAACUGGGCGCAGAAGCUGUACAGCAAGCAUUCAAACAGUGGGCAUUUCGAAAAGCCCAGGAUGUCCAACAGGUCAUUCAUUGUGGUCCACUUUGCAGAUAAGGUUGAAUAUCAGUGUGACGGCUUCCUGGAGAAGAAUAGAGACACUGUUUAUGAGGAGCAGAUAAACAUCCUCAAGGCCAGUCAGUUCCAGCUGGUUGCAGAUCUCUUCCAUGAUGGUAAAGAUUCUGGUCCUCUCUCAGCCACCAGCAAGAGCUCCAAGAUCAACGUCCGGCCUGCCAAACCAGUUCCAAAAGGCCACAACCGUGAGCACAGAAAAAGUGUGGGCACCCAGUUCAGGAACUCUCUACAUCUUCUGAUGGAAACGCUGAAUGCUACCACCCCUCAUUAUGUGCGCUGCAUUAAACCCAAUGAUUAUAAGGAAUCCUUUGUGUUUGAUUCUAGAAGAGCUGUUCAGCAACUGCGAGCAUGUGGAGUUCUCGAGACUAUCCGCAUCAGUGCCGCCGGGUAUCCCUCCAGGUGGACCUAUCCAGAUUUCUUCAGCAGAUAUCGGGUGCUCAUGACACGGAAGGACAUGACCAUUGGCGAUAAGAAGCAAGUUUGUAAGAACCUGCUGGAGACCUUAAUCAAGGAUCCAGAUAAGUUCCAGUUUGGAAAGACAAAGAUUUUCUUCAGGGCAGGUCAGGUGGCCUAUCUGGAGAAGCUCCGAGCUGAUAAGUUCCGCUUCGCCUGCAUUAAGAUCCAGAAGACAGUGCGAGGAUGGCUGCAGAGAGUUCGGUACCGCAAGAUCCGCAAGUCUGCUAUAACUCUGCAGAGAUAUGGCCGGGGUUACUUGGCACGCAGAUAUGCAGAGAUGCUUCGUCUGACCCGAGCAGCACUUAUUUGUCAGAAGCAGUACCGGAUGGUACGAGUUCGACAGGAGUAUUUGAGGAUCCGGCGGGCUGUGAUCACCAUUCAGGCAUUUGCCCGGGGCAUGUUCAUACGCAGGUUAUAUCAGGAGUUCUUGCUCCAUCACAAAGCCAUGAUUAUACAGAAGACCGUCCGUGGUUGGCUCGUGAGAAAGAAGUAUCUCCAUGCCCGAAAUGCUGCCAUUGUCAUCCAGUGUUUCUACCGCCGCGUACGUGCCAAGCGCCAGCUCAAACAGCUUAAGAUAGCGGCCCGUUCGGCCGAACACUUUAAAAAUCUCAAUGUCGGAAUGGAGAACAAGAUCGUGCAGCUCCAGAAGAAGAUGGAUAACCAGUCAAAAGAGCAUAAAACUCAGAACGAGCAGCUGAAUGUUACUAACACUGCUCUGGGAUCAGAGGUCACUAAGCUCCAGAAAGAACUGGAGACUCUCCGCAUUCGGCAGACUGCUGGCACUCAGGUGACAUCACUGCAGGAAGAGCUUGAGAAGUUGAGGGUGGAGCUUCAGGAAGCCCACGCCCAGAGGAAGCAGAUAGAGGAGGAGUUCAGCAACGAGAAACAAGGACUCGAACAGAGGGUGGAGGAGCUGGAGAAAGAGAACACGCUCUUGAAGAAGGAGAAAGAAGAGGUGAACCGCAAAAUCCAGAACCCCACUCAGGGUCAGGGCAGCGAUGCGUCUCCGAAAGAGACCCGUCUGCAAGUUGAACUGGAUGAGGAGAGACAACGAUAUCAGAACCUGGUGAAAGAAUAUUCCAGACUGGAGCAGAGAUACGAAAAUCUGCAGGAGGACUUGUCCUCCAUGAAGUUCCAUCCUGGCCACCGGAGGAACCCCUCUAACCAGAGCAGUCUGGGCUCCGACUCCAACUACACUUCCAUCAGUAUUUCCGAGGUGGGAGACACUGAUGACACCAUCCAGCAGGUGGAGGAGAUGGGCAUAGAGAAGGCUGCCAUGGACCUCAGCGUUUUCAUGAAGUUACAGAAGCGUGUACGAGAGCUGGAGCAGGAAAGAAAGAGGCUGCAGACCAAUCUAGAGAAAGUAGAGGAACUGAGCAAACGCAAGGGAAAUGAGCCCAAGAGCUCCACGUCAGAGGAGGAUAUAAAUGCAGACCUGGCCUACAACAGUCUGAAGCGGCAAGAGCUCGAGACUGAGAAUAAGAAGUUGAAGAAUGACCUGAACGAGUUGAGGAAAGCGGUGGCCGACAGGGCCUCUGAGAACAACUCAUCCAAUGAACUUCAAGAGGGCUACAACCUGCUGCUGAAUCAGCUCAAAGCGGCCAAUGAAGAGCUGGAUGUGCGCAAGGAGGAGGUCCUCAUGCUCAAGACCCAAAUCGUGAACUCCACGAGGCAGUCAGAGAACAUAAACCACAUUGACUCCAAUGAUGUAUCAGAAUGGACCAACAACAAGAAGCCUGUGGACACUGUUGAUGCACCUGAUUUAAAGAAUAAAGCACAAGACUGGGGUUAUUUGAAUGAAGAUGGGGAGCUUGGCCUGGCCUACCAGGGUCUAAAGCAAGUUGCCAGGCUGCUGGAGGCCCAGCUUCAGACGAAGUCUCGACAGCACAAGGAUGAGUUAGAGGCUCUCCACACGCAAAUCGAACUGCUGAAGGACAGUCUGGAGAAGAAGCAGGAAAUGCUGGACCACUUUUCUACACUUUCUCCUGAAGCUCUGGUGGAGUUCAGCGUGCAGCAGGAGAUCACGCGCCUCACCAAUGAAAACCUAGAUCUAAAGGAACUUGUCGAGAAGUUGGAGAAGAAUGAGAAGAAGCUGAAGAAGCAGUUGAGGAUCUAUAUGAAAAAAGUGCAAGAGCUGGAAGUGUCUCAGGCCACUAGGAGCAGCAGACCAGAGCUGACUCGUCAGGUCACUGUACAGAGGAAAGACAAGGACUUUGAAGGCAUGCUGGAGUACUACAAAGAAGAUGAGGCUUUAUUGGUCAAGUCAUUAAUUACAGAUAUGAAGCCCAAUGUGUUGUCCGCCACUGUCCCCUGCCUUCCUGCCUACAUCCUCUUCAUGUGUAUCCGUCAUGCUGACUACAUCAACGACGACCAGAAAGUUCAUUCACUCCUUACCACAACCAUCAAUGCCAUCAAAAAGGUCCUGAAGAGAAACAGCGAUGACUUUGAGAUGACCUCCUUCUGGCUGGCAAAUACCAGUCGACUUCUGCAUUGUCUGAAGCAGUACAGCGGGGAUGAGGCGUUUAUGAUGCAGAACAUUGCCAAGCAAAACGAGCACUGCCUGAAGAACUUUGACCUGGCUGAGUAUCGGCAGGUUCUGAGUGACCUUUCCAUCCAGAUCUAUCAGCAGCUCGUCAGAAUAGCGGAAGGCAUCAUGCAACCCAUGAUUGUUUCUGCCAUGCUUGAGAGCGAGAGCAUCCCCAGCCUGGCCGGAGUGAAGCCCAUGGGCUACAGGAACCGCUCCUCUAGUUUGGACUGUGAGAGUGGAGGUCCAGCGGGCUACACACUGCAGGCCCUGGUCAAGCAGCUGGGACAGUUUUACACCAUCAUGGCGGACCACGGCCUGGACCCUGAGAUCAGCCAGCAGGUGGUUCGCCAGCUCUUCUACUCCAUCAAUGCAGUGACCCUGAACAACCUGCUGCUGCGCAAAGAUGUCUGUUCUUGGAGUACCGGCAUGCAGCUCAGAUACAACAUCAGUCAGUUGGAGGAAUGGCUGAGAGGAAAGAAUCUGCACCAGAGUGGAGCCGUAGCCACCAUGGAACCUGUUAUCCAGGCCGCCCAGCUGCUGCAGGUGAAGAAGAAGACCUCCCAAGAUGCUGAGGCCAUUUGCUCGCUCUGUACCGCCCUCAGCUUACAGCAGAUUGUGAAGAUCCUCAACUUGUACACGCCACUCAAUGAGUUUGAGGAACGAGUGACUGUGUCUUUCAUAAGAGACAUACAGAAUCGCCUCCAAGAUCGUAUAGAAAACAACCAACUACUGGUAGACACUAAGUACACCUUCCCUGUGCUCUUCCCCUACACUCCAUCAGUGCUCAGUCUGGAAAGCAUACACAUCCCUGCCUCCCUCAGCCUGGACUUCCUCACACGGGUCUGACAUCUCAGUCUCUCGGUCUCACUCUGAGCUCUACCUGCAGCGGGCCCUUCGCAGAUCUGCUAACCCACAUACUAACACCACCAUACGUAUGGGAUUUAUAGUAUCCACAUUUAACAAGACGGACAAUCUCCCUGACUGACUAACUGUGGUGUUGAGACACGCUUUCAAUAAGGGGGAUACGAAGUCUAAAUGAUGCAGGUGUAAAUAAGCUUUGACUUUUCUUCUAUAACAUUCAACCAGUUCUCUCUAGGCUCCCAUUUAAUAGAAUCAAGGCUAUUGUUAUAGAAAGUUAAAACACUAUAUUUGGAUUGGGAUGUGUUUGUCUGUGACUAAUUCUUAUGAUUAAAUAAGUUUAAUCUAAAUUAAAUAAAAGGGUUUUGGGCUACUGACAUGAAAAACUAAUGUGAGAUGUAUGUGUCCGUACUCAUGUAUCUGUAUUAGUAUGCACUGAUUUCUUUGUGUUUGUAAUGGAAAAGUGUCUUAUUUCCCUUGCUUGUGCUGGAGCACGGUUUCAUCUCAGAAACGUGGGCUCCCACUGAAGCAACAUCACCAUCUCCAUUUUUUUUUUUCUAAGAGAACUUUUAAAAUUGGCUGCCAAGAUUAAUUCUCGCAACCUCUAGCAAAAAGAAGCAGGAGAUCUCUGCAUUGCAGUUGCUCUUGCCUGUGACCAAUCUGGAUUGGACUCUCUGAACAGGGUCUUUUUAAGCUUUUUUUUCUCCCCACGUGUUGAAGAAACGGAUGCGGAGACUUGGGACCCUGAAUGACAGGGCCAGCAAAUGUGGCA
This is a messenger RNA of Sinocyclocheilus grahami, 6727 nucleotides long. It is a transcript of the gene myo5b, whose product is annotated as myosin VB. Gene Ontology annotation, biological process: actin filament organization. Gene Ontology annotation, cellular component: cytoplasm; membrane; actin cytoskeleton. NCBI's taxonomy places the organism in Eukaryota, Metazoa, Chordata, Actinopteri, Cypriniformes, Cyprinidae. The record is from RefSeq and is a predicted model, not a curated record. Gene Ontology annotation, molecular function: actin filament binding; microfilament motor activity; ATP binding.